AUGGCGACUCACAAUUUCUCAAUCUGUUCAGUUUUCGUUAACGCUCGUCAUAAACACACUCAACGUUUCUGCAACACCGUCUCCAAAACGGUGUCGUCGGCUCAGGCUGUCACCAUCAGCCGCCGCUCGGCCAACUAUCGUCCGCCUCUAUGGGAUCAUCAAUAUCUCCUCUCUCUCGAGAAUAUAUAUGCGAAAGAAGUUGAAGUUGUGGAGAAAGCUAAGUUGUUGAAUGAUGAGGUGAGGAGGAGACUAUAUGAGACCGAAGGUUCUCUUGAGCAGCUAGAAAUGAUCGAUUCUCUGCAAAGACUCGGAAUCUCGUAUCAUUACAAGCACGAAAUCCAUAUUAUUUUGAACAAAGUUCACGAUCAGCACGGCGAAAUUGGGAGGAAAUCACAAGAUCUUUAUGCGACCGCACUUGAAUUUUUUCUCCUACGGCAACAUGGUUUUGAUGUCUCACAAGAUGAUUUCGACGUUUACAAAGAUAAUAUGGGAGUAUUCAGAGAAACUUUAUACAACGAUGUCAAGGGUUUACUCUACCUAUAUGAAGCUUCAUAUUUUUCGAUGGCUUCAGAGUUUAAACUCAGGGAGGCUAGAACUUUUGCAAGUGAGCGAUUAAGCGAGUUUGUCGCGGAAAAUAGCAAAACUAUAUGCGGAAGAGAUGAUGUUUACAUGCUAGAAAUGGUGAAACGAGCACUAGAUAUGCCUUACCAUUGGCGCAUACGAAGAUUAGAAGCAAGAUGGUACAUAGAUAUGUACCGAAACAAGCUUGACAUGAACCCUCUCUUGCUAGAGUUCGCAACACUUGAUUUCAACAUGUUACAAGCUAAUCAUCAAGAGGAGCUUCAAUUAAUUUCUAGUUGGUGGAAUAGCUCGGGACUUGUGAAACAACUUGAUUUCGUGAGAGACCGAGUAACAGAGAGCUAUUUUUGGAGCAUCGGAAUAUAUUACGAGCCAGAGUUUAAAUACUACCGCAAGAUACUCACCAAAUUGUUCAUGUUAAUUGCGAUCAUGGAUGAUAUCUACGAUAUCUAUGGUACAUUAGAGGAGCUUGAGAUUUUCACAAAUGUGGUCGAAAAAUGGGAUGUGAACCAUGUCGAAAGACUUCCGGAAUACAUGAAAAUAUGUUUUCUUUUUCUAUACAAUGAGAUCAACCAAAUCGGAUACGAAGUUAUCAGGGACAAAGGACUUAACGUCAUUCCUUACCUCAAACAAGUUUGGACGGAUCUAUUUAAAACGUUCCUAACCGAAGCGAAGUGGUACAAUACUGGACACAAACCAAGUUUCGAAGAAUAUAUGCAAAAUGGUUUGAUCUCGAGUUCUGUCCCAACGAUUUUGCUCCAUCUUGGAUCCGUCUUCUCAGACCACAUCUCUGACCAAACCCUAACCGAUGUUUCCAAGAACCACCACCCCGUCAUCCGGAGCUCCGCCACUAUUCUCCGUCUCGCCAAUGAUCUCGCCACCUCAACGGAAGAAAUGGCAAGAGGAGAUUCACCAAAGUCGGUCCAAUGUUACAUGUACGAGACAAGGACGAGUGAGGAGGAGGCCCGUGGACACAUGAAGAAUAUGAUCAGCGACUCGUGGGACAUCAUAAAUUCCGAUUUCAAAACGGCACACACUUCUUCUCUUCCUUGUGGUCUAGUGGCAGCCGCAGCAAAUCUGAACCGCGUGGUACAUUGUAUCUACCGGCACGGUGAUGGCCACGGCUGCCCCGAAAAAGCCAAAACCGUUGUUCAUAUUCACUCCGUACUCUUGGAUCCCAUUUCGUUAUAG
This is a messenger RNA of Arabis nemorensis, 1770 nucleotides long. NCBI's taxonomy places the organism in Eukaryota, Viridiplantae, Streptophyta, Magnoliopsida, Brassicales, Brassicaceae. The record is from the annotation of a GenBank genome assembly.